AUGACCUCAUUCGUAGCUGUCUCCGCAGCUGCAGAGCUCGCUGUCAAGGCUUGCAUUUGCAGCGAGGCCCCGCGGCCAAAGAAGCGGAGCCUCCCAGGCCAGGGAGCUCUUGGAGCGGCGCUGCCCCUUGCGGCGGCGAUUCGCCAGAGGAGACAUCGACGGCUGCGGCAGAGAGUUCCAUGGCGAAUAGUGCGACUUGCUUCGCCAGGGGAGGACGGCGAAGAAGAACAAAACCCGAUCAAGUCUGCCAUUGCCUUCAUCUCAGGAGUCGUAAGCUGGCUUAUGGGGAUGCUCAACGAACAGACUCAAAGCACCACCGAGACGAGGUCUAGCGAGGGCGAGGAGGGCGGCGCUUCCUUGGUGCAGCAGCUCGGGCGAACUCCCAUUGAUGCACAGAAGGGCCUUCCGAUCUACUCGCUGGGGCCCUUUCCCAGGUGUACCACAGCUUCAGACUUGCGCAGCAGAGCAAGGCACGUCACAGUCAUCACUACGGCGGCGCUGCCGUGGACGACUGGGCCGUCCAUAAAUCCACUACUACGAAGCCUUCACCUCGCCAGGAACGGGCAUGAGGUCAUCUUCGUCAUGCCAUGGGUGCGCCUGAAGGAGCAGGGAAUCCUGUUCCCAGAGGGAGUCUCUUUCCACAGCGUUGACGAGCAGGAAAGAUACGUGGCCAAAUGGUGCAGGGACCGCGCCGGGAUGGACCCCGCCAAGCUGCCCAUCACGUUUCGAUGGUACGAAGCCAGCUAUGUGGAGGCCGUGCGGAGCAUUUUCCCCUCCGGUGACAACGCUGAGGUUCUCGCAGAUUGCGAGAAAGAUGUUCUCGUGUUGGAGGAGCCCGAGCAUCUCUGCUGGUAUCACAAUGGCCCCAGGUGGACCGAGCUCUACCGUCAUGUGAUUGGCGUGGUGCAUACCAACUACCAGGCCUAUCUGGAGAAAAUGGAGUACGAGGGACUGAUGAGCAGUGCCACGAUCCGUGACAGCCUGUUCUCAACGUUCACGACGAUGGUUUGCAGCGCGUACUGUGAUGUGACCAUCAAGCUCUCCUCAGCAGGGAUGUCCCUCCCCAACGAGGUGAAGUACAACGUGCAUGGCGUGCGGAAGGAGUUCUUCGAGGGCGCGCGGCGCGCCGAUGUGAAGCGGAAGAGGCUGCGGCUGAAGCCCCAGAAGAGCGCCAACCAGGUUUAUUUCAUCGGGAAGGCUGUGAAGCCAAAGGGAUGGGUCAGACUCAUCAAGCUGCUGGGCAAAUUGCCAGCCGGAGAGGGCUGGACUGACUUCGCCGUGGAUGGCUUUGGAUCUGGUGCGGAUGCAGAGGAGAUUCAGGCAAUGGUAAAGACCUUGAACGAGGAGCGCAAGACCGGUCAUCCGAUAAUGAACAUGUCUGCGGGCCUUGACCAUGCGGACAAGCACUUCGACCAGUACAAGGUUCUCCUGAAUCCUUCUACGACCGAGAUGCUGUGCACGGUCACGGCGGAGGCACUGGCACUUGGAAAGCGGGUGGUGCUGCCCGACCAUUCGUCCAAUGCAUACUUCAAGGCAAACUUCGCCGACAGAUGCCAUUUCUUCGACCUGCAGGAGCUUGGCUCCUUUGAAGCGGCCCUACAGGCUGCCCUCGGCGCAGAGGGACCAACGCCGCUGCCUGCUGAGGCUGAGGAGAAGCUCCGUUGGGAAACGGCAUCGGAGAGGUUCUACGAUGCAGCUCAGGUGCACGUCCUUUCAGGGAGGCUCUCCCGGCCAUCAGAGGCCCGAGGAGCAAAGCUAGCCUACGAACUGCACAGCCGCUUCCAGACGGACACCCCGGCCAUGUCUGCAGCUUUGAAAUCUGCCACUUUGAAGGAAUCUGGCUCGUGGGACACCGUGCUGGAGAGCGGCCCCGGCAGCGAUCUGCUGGCACGGCUGAAGCGUUUCACCAUGCUGGAGCAGACCACAGACUUCGAUGUGUUGCCCUGCGCCAAGCAUAUGACACAUUCUGGUCCCGGAUGUUAUGACACGUCUUCCAAAGUCAACGAGGCUGCAGUCAUGGGCGCCGUGACGUCCAUCGCCGAUUGUGUUGGCGAGAACGAGCUGCCGAAGGCUCGCCGCUUGCCACCGAGUAAACUACGAGGAGGCUUCAUGCAGUCUAUCCUGGAUUCAGACGCAUGCGGAUUCCAUUCCCGAUGCGAUUGCGCUGAAGCGAGUUUCUCCGACGAGCGCCAGAAGUACCGAAUGAACAAGCCCCGUCGCGACUCGCUGCUUGAGGAGCUCUUUGCUGCUCACGAUCUGAACAAGAAUGGGCUCUUGGAGGAGUUGGAACUUAUUCAGCUGAACAAGAAGAUUGUUCUGCUCCAUUAUGGUCGAACCGCGGACCUGGAUGCGGUCAAGAGCAAGUACCAGGACAUUUUUCGCAGAAACCUGAGUACCACUGGGGAGCCAGUCAACUUCCCCGUCUUCCGCGACUACAUUCACCAGGUUCUCAACUCCAUCGAUCCGGAUCCUACUGCGCAGGAGAUGAUAUUGGAGCAGUGGCUGGCGGAGGCUCAAGCUGCCCGCCUGAUGUUCCACAUGCCGUCUGUGAUGAGCGUGUCGGAUCUGCCUUUCCUGUCCACGAUUUCCUUCGACCAGGAUGACCUGGAAUACAAACCUUCAAGCCGGCGCUCGGUGGACACGGCUUCCACCACGGCCUCUGUUUCGAUGCCAGUCACCUCAACAGCACCUAUCCGCUGCACCUCCUUCGUCCACGCCGGCCCACCGACGGAGGACGAGAAGGCCUAUUUUCGAGCAUGGACCUGUUGCCCAGAGUAA
Molecule: messenger RNA, 2778 nt
Organism: Symbiodinium sp. CCMP2456
Lineage: Eukaryota; Dinophyceae; Suessiales; Symbiodiniaceae
Source: the annotation of a GenBank genome assembly